UCCCUCUUCAUUCCUCACUUUAUUUUUACCCACUUCAGUUCACUUCUGUUUCCGUUUUCUUUUUCGUUUCUGGAUCAUGUCACAAUCGCCAUCGCCAUCGCCAUUUUCUUAAGGUAACUUUUACUGUUUUCAGUCUUGGGGGCUCCAUCUGUUUGUUGAAAUACCUCAAACAAAAUUCAAAAUGAAGGAUUUUCCUACUUGUUUUGGUGAGAAUGGAGUUCAAGUUGCAGAUUCUUCUUCGUCGUCGUCGAGUCCGGCGAGGAAUGCGCAGAAUAAUAUGGUUACUUGUGUUUAUCAAUGCCGGAUACGGGGGAGGUCGUGUCCGGUUACGGUUAAUUGGAGUAAGAAUUUGGUGGGUCAUGUUCUGACGGUUGGGAUCCAUGAUUGUGUUUGUAAGGUGGAUGUGAAACCGUGGGUUUUUUCGAAGAAGAAAGGUUGCAAGAGUCUUGAGGCUUUUUCGGCUAAAAUUGAUGUCUUUUGGGAUCUUUCUUCGGCUAAAUUUGGUUCGGGGCCUCAACCGUUAGAAGGGUUUUAUGUUGGGGUUGUUGUGGAUCGGCAGAUGGUUCUUCUUCUUGGGAAUUUGAGGAAAGAAGCUUUCAAGAAAACGAAUGCUGUUCCGUUCCCGUGUGGUUCUAGUGGAGCUAUUUUAGUAGCCAAGAAAGAGAAUGUUUUUGGUAAGAAGAUGUAUGGUACCAAGACUGUGUUUCGUGAUAACGGCCAAACUCAUGAUCUUGUGAUUGAAUGUGAUACCACAAGUGGUGUUAGUGAUCCGUCGCUUAUAAUUCGCAUAGACAGCAAAAUUGUGAUGCAAGUGAAUCGGUUGAGGUGGAAGUUUAGGGGGAAUCAUAUAAUCCUUGUUGAUGGCCUUGCGGUGGAAGUUUUUUGGGAUGUUCAUAAUUGGCUCUUUGGUACGUCUCUUGCAGAUGCUGUUUUUAUGUUCAGGACGUGUCUCCCGGCGGAUAAGUUGUGGACUAGACAACCCCUUUCUUCUGAUGAUGCUGGUCUGCUUCAGUGGUCUUUCUCUGAGAGGUUUUCUGAAACCAAAUUCCCGGGUCUUGGUUUUUCACUUAUUUUGUAUGCAUGGAAGAACGUGUAGAGAUGCAGAAAUCCAUCAUAUAUUUAUUAAUACUAACAGUUAUUUACUUAUCGAUCAUGUCACUGAAAUACAGUUGACUGAAAAAGAGUUCUUUAGUUUUGUUUCUUUCACCCCCUGUUAAAUUCACCUCUCUGGUUUAGCUGAGAUGUUUGAACAGAUCAGGGGCUUUUGUUUUGGCAAUACAAAUGGCUGUAUAUUUGCCUUGAGGUGUUAAUUUUAUGAUCCAUUUUGUUUCAA
Messenger RNA from Vicia villosa (hairy vetch), 1333 nucleotides. RefSeq lists its product as uncharacterized. The record is from RefSeq and is a predicted model, not a curated record. The transcript has 2 exons. The coding region runs from base 182 to 1096 and encodes 304 amino acids. Lineage: Eukaryota; Viridiplantae; Streptophyta; Magnoliopsida; Fabales; Fabaceae.